Electrophorus electricus (electric eel) is the source of this 4099-nucleotide messenger RNA. NCBI's taxonomy places the organism in Eukaryota, Metazoa, Chordata, Actinopteri, Gymnotiformes, Gymnotidae. The record is from RefSeq and is a predicted model, not a curated record.
AUGUGUGAAAUUCCGUGUAUACAGAAACACCUCUGGAUUUAGCUAUGUGUAGGCAUUGAUAUGGAAAAGACAAAUGAACGAGAAGGCGAGCGGGAAACCAAACACUGCUCACCUGUUCGCACUGUGCGACGUGGAAUGUGUCGGCAGCACAUGCUGCUUGAUAUGAAGGCAUCUGGAGGAGAACUAGGGUGGCUGACCCUACCUAAUGAAGAAGGGUGGGAAAUAGUCCAGACAGUGGUGAAUGGCUCGCUCCUUUACACUUACAGUGUGUGUAAUGUAGCUAGUGACUCUGAGCAGGACAACUGGCUUCGCACCACCUUCAUCCAACGCCCUGUGGAGGCCUCGCGCGUCUCAGUGGAGCUGCGUUUUGUCGUACGUGAUUGCAACACCUUUGGUGGCACCUCCCCCACCUGCCGUGAGACAUUUGGCCUCUACCUGUCUGAAACCGACACGGAUGUGGGCACGAACUUCCGUAAGGGUCAAUUCCGGAAGAUCGCCACAGUGGCCCCUAAUGAGGUGACAGCGAACCGGGGAGGCGGGCGGCCGUCUGUGCGCGUGAAUGUGGAGACCCGGAGCAUCGGCCUGCUCUCCAGACGAGGCUUUUACUUGGCCUUCCAAGACAUGGGGGCCUGUGUGGCUCUCCUUGGAGUGAGAGUCUUCUACACCACAUGCCCAGCCACACUGCGCAGCCUGGCCUCUUUCCCAGAGAGAGUGACUGCAGGGACCCUGGCUGAGGUGGAGGGCACUUGCGUAAAGAAUGCUGUGGUAGCCAGUCAGGCAGCUCCUCGUAUGUACUGCACCGCCGACGGAGAGUGGGUCGUGCCCGUGGGACAGUGUCACUGCAGAGCUGGCUACCAGGCUGUGGGCCAGACCUGCAGAGCAUGUGAAGCAGGCUUCUACAAGAGCACUGAUUCCAGCGAGCCAUGCCAAGUCUGUCCAGCCAACACCCAGAUCUCAGGGCCCGGGGCCCUCCUGUGUCCUUGCAUGGAGGGCUUCUACCGAGCAGCCACAGAACCUGACUCUACUCCCUGCUCAGGUCCACCAGGUCCCCCAGAAGAGCUGACAUACACGCCUCUCCUCGCUGGGAGCUUACAACUGACCUGGAGACCCCCAGAUAACACUGGCGGCAGAAGUGACAUCACCUACAGUGUGGGGUGUGAGCGUUGUGACGGUGCCCAGUGUGUGCCAUGUGAAGGGAGGGUGCGGUUUGAGCCCAGAAAGGUGCCUCUGGAGAACCCAGAGGUGACUGUCAGUGAGUUGGAGCCUCUUGUGAACUACACGUUCACAGUGGAAGCCUCAAAUGGAGUGUCCCAGUUCAGCCAUGACAGAGCCAGUGCCAGCCUUGUUGCUGUGCUACAAUUCACUGACCCUCCCAAGGUUACGUUCCUCAGAGUAAUGGACCGAACGCCUACUAGUCUGUCACUGUCCUGGGCUGUGGAUCACCGCAUGCUCUUGCACCACACUCCUCUCUAUGAGCUGAUGUACCGCAUUAAGGAGGAUCAGGGAGAGCAGGACGUCACCACAUACACCGUUCUGAAACUGGAGAAGAACUCUGUCCAGGUUAGCGACCUCUUGCCAGGCACUUCGUAUUUGUUUCGUGUUCAGACCCUAACACCAGAGGGCCAUCCCAGCAGUAACAGUGCAGAGUACGAGUUUGAGACAUUGCCUUUGGCUGAAUCACAAACUCAGAGCAGCUCCAUGAUUGUCAUGGGAGCCAUCGCUGGAGGUGGAGUUAUGUUGCUUGUUGUGGUGGUUAUUUUACUUCUCCACAAAAGGAGGUUAAAUUCAAACAUUCGACAAAGAACAGGAGGCAAUUACUUUUCCUGUCCAGAAAAAUGUCAGCCUCUGAAGAUGUAUGUAGACCCACACACUUAUGAGGACCCCUGCACAGCUGUUCUCAAAUUUGCCAGUGAGAUUCACCCAAAUUACAUUACAAAGCAGAAAGUCAUCGGGGCAGGAGAGUUUGGUGAAGUGUUCCGCGGUGUGCUGAGGUUGCCCGGGCGCAAUGAGGUUGCCGUAGCGAUAAAGACCCUGAAGCCGGGCUACACGGAGAAGCAGCGGCAGGACUUCCUGAGUGAAGCCAGCAUCAUGGGCCAGUUCUCCCACCACAACAUCAUACGUCUGGAGGGAGUUGUCACUAAAUAUAAACAUGCCAUGAUUAUCACUGAGUACAUGGAGAAUGGGGCUCUGGAUCAGUAUCUGCGGGAUCAUGAUGGGGAGUUUUCCUCCUACCAGCUGGUGGGCAUGCUCAGUGGUAUAGCAGCGGGGAUGAAGUAUCUCUCAGAUAUGAACUAUGUGCACAGAGAUCUUGCUGCACGGAACAUCCUUGUCAAUGGCAGCUUGGAGUGUAAGGUGUCCGACUUUGGCCUGUCUCGUGUGCUGGAAGACUAUCCAGAGGGCACUUACACGACCACUGGUGGAAAAAUUCCUAUUCGCUGGACGGCACCAGAGUCUAUAGCGUACAGAAAGUUUACCUCAGGCAGUGAUGUAUGGAGUUUUGGUAUAGUCAUGUGGGAAGUGAUGGCAUUUGGAGAAAGACCCUAUUGGGACAUGAGCAACCAUGAGGUAAUGAAGGCCAUAAACGAAGGGUUCCGGCUGCCGGCGCCAAUGGACUGCCCUUCGGCCGUCUACCAGCUGAUGCUGCAAUGCUGGAUGCAGGAGCGCUGCAAGCGGCCGCGCUUUAGUGAUAUUGUUAGCUUGCUGGACAAGCUCCAGAGUAGCCCCGAUUCCCUUGCCAACAUCGCCAACAUCGACCUGCGGGUGUCUAUUCGCCUGCCUAGUACUAGUGGAAACGAUGGUGGCCCAUUCAGGUCCGUAGAUGAAUGGUUGGAGUCUAUGAAGAUGGGACAGUAUAAGCAAACCUUUGCCCAUGCAGGAAUCACAUCUAUGGAGCAGGUGUUGCUCUUGAAGACAGAGGAUAUCAAGAAGAUUGGUGUGCACUUACCAGGUCACCAGAAAAGAAUGGCUUAUAGCAUUCUGGGUCUGCAAGAGCCCACUGGUCCCAUGGAUGUGUUUGCAGUGUGACACCCUUUACAGUGUCCUGACCUCUUCAUGAGCAGAAGCAAUCUCAAACCUUAAAUUGGACUUGCACUGGGCUGGUUGAGAAAUACCAGAAAAACUGACCUGUAAAUCAUUGCAGACAUUGAAUGGACUCCCCUUAUGACAGACUGGACCAAUUAACUCCUGAAUAAUGACUGAAAAUGGCUGAUAUUUUCACUGUUAUUUUUCUAUGUAUGUUAAUUGGUAUGUAUUUUAUAACUGCCAGUUUUGUGUCAGAAAGACCCUUUUUUGGUGCCCUUAUUUCAAAUAUUGGUGAAACUGAAAGCCAUAGUAAUGAAUUGCCUGUCAUGGGCUGCUUUUUGAUUAUAAGUUUGCGGGCAUUUUAGCCUGAUGUUCAUUCACCCAUGAUUGAAAUACUACAGCACAAAUGCCAAGGACUUGUGCUAAACUGUUAGACCGCAGGGUGUUGCAAUACAAUGACAUACCUUUUGUGGGACUGAAGUCUGAUUUAGUUUGAUGACAUUGAAAAUGUUAAAAGCUAGCUAUGAAAUCUACAAACAUAUAACCAUAUAGACAAUUUCAGCAAAAUAUAUCUGAAUGGCCAUUAUGAGAGACAAUAUGUUUACAUCUCUUGUUUCAGCUCUUUUUGGUUUUAUUUAAUAUUUAUUGUGUUUUUUAAUUUAUUGUAUGUGCACACUUAUUAAAUAUGUUUAUUCUAUAUGUUCUGUACUGUUUAGUUGUAAUAAAAUAUUUUGCAUUGUACCAAGUUGUCUGUGAACUGAAGUGUAAUACAAGUAGCCAACUUAGUUUUUUAUUUGUAGAAGAAUUAGGCUGUUACAUUUCCAUUAAGACAUGGGCCUACAAUUCAAAUGAUCACAGCUACAGUGUGAUAAUAUAGGGCUAAUUUAGGUACAGACUUUUUUUUUAAGAAGCUACAAGACAACAAUCCAAAUCCUUGCCAUCUGAUAAUAUUAUUUACAAUUUUAUGUUCAAGAGUUGUGUUUCAAAAGGAUCACUUCAAAUAUGAUGUUAUAUUGGUUGUAUUCUCCUCAGUAUCUAAAAAAAUUCUGGGUUCUGUGAAGUUGGAGAAUAAUAUAAA